Messenger RNA from Zonotrichia leucophrys gambelii, 1450 nucleotides. RefSeq names its product vitamin K epoxide reductase complex subunit 1-like. The coding region runs from base 18 to 515 and encodes 165 amino acids. The record is from RefSeq and is a predicted model, not a curated record. Gene Ontology annotation, molecular function: vitamin-K-epoxide reductase (warfarin-sensitive) activity. NCBI's taxonomy places the organism in Eukaryota, Metazoa, Chordata, Aves, Passeriformes, Passerellidae. Gene Ontology annotation, biological process: vitamin K metabolic process; peptidyl-glutamic acid carboxylation; blood coagulation. The transcript is spliced from 3 exons.
CCAAUCGGGGUUGAACGAUGGCGGGGGUGCUGCGGGCGGUGCUGUGCGUGGCGGGCGCGGCGCUGUCGGUGUACGCGCUGCAUGUGGAGCACCAGGCGGCCAAGGACCCGUCCUACCGAGCCGCCUGCGACCUGGGGCCCUCCGUGUCCUGCACCCGCGUGUUCUCCUCCCGGUGGGGGCGUGGCCUGGGGCUGCUGGAGCACCUGGUGGGCCGGGACAGCGCCCUGAACGUCCCCAACGGCGCCAUUGGGCUGCUCUUCUACCUGCUGCAAGGCAUGCUGGCUCUCCAUCAUGGCCGUGUCACCGCCCUCGCCCUCGUGGUCACCUCGUUGGUGUCGGCGCUGGCGUCGCUCUGGCUCGGGGCCGUUCUGCUCUUCGGCCUCAGGGAUUUGUGCCUGGUUUGCGUCAGCACCUACGGGGUCAACCUGGCCCUGCUGGCGCUCAACCUGCGGAGGUGGAGGCGGCAAAAAAACGGCACCAAAACCAGCACCAAAACCGGCACCAAAACCCAGUGAAACACACCCAAAAUGGAGUGAAACCAACCUGAAACUACCUAAAAUGGAGAGAAAAUGACCCAAAACAGAGUGAAACCCACCCAAAAUGGAGAGAAACCCACCUGAAAUGGAGAGAAACCCACCCAAAAUGGAGUGAAAGUAAAAGAAAAUGAACCAAAACUGAGAGAAAUCCACCCAAAAUGGAGUGAAACCCACCCAAAAUGGAGUGAAAGUGACAGAAAAUGAACCAAAAUUGAGAGAAAUCCACCCAAAAUGGAGAGAAACCCACCCAAAACGGAGAGAAACCGACCUGAAACCACCCAAAACUGAGAGAAAAUGACCCAAAAUGGAGGGAAACCCACCCAAAAUGGAGUGAAAGUGACAGAAAAUGGAGUGAAAGUGACAGAAAAUGGAGAGAAACCCACCCAAAAUGGAGUGAGAAUGACCCAAAAUGACCCAAAACUGAGAGAAACCCACCCAAAAUGGAGUGAAAGUGACAGAAAAUGAACCAAAAUUGAGAGAAACCCACCCAAAAUGGAGUGAAACCCACCCAAAAUGGAGUGAGAAUGACCCAAAAUUGAGAGAAAUCCACCCAAAAUGGAAUAAAAGUGACAGAAAAUGAACCAAAAUUGAGAGAAACCCACCCAAAAUGGAGUGAAACCGACCUGAAAACACCCAAAACUGAGAGAAAAUGACCCAAAAUGGAGUGAAAGUGACAGAAAAUGAACGAAAAUGGAGAGAAACCCACCCAAAAUGGAGUAAAAUCCACCCAAAAUUGAGAAAAAUCCACCCAAAAUGGAGUGAAAGUGACAGAAAAUGAACCAAAAUGGAGAGAAAUCCACCCAAAAUGGAGUGAAACCAACCUGAAACCACCCAAAAUUGAGAGAAAAUGACCCAAAAUGGAGGGAAACCCACCCAAAACUGAGAGAAACCCACCCAAAAUGGAGGGGAACCCA